Hylaeus volcanicus is the source of this 15044-nucleotide messenger RNA. RefSeq lists its product as uncharacterized. Gene Ontology annotation, molecular function: chromatin binding. NCBI's taxonomy places the organism in Eukaryota, Metazoa, Arthropoda, Insecta, Hymenoptera, Colletidae. Bases 471 to 5594 code for a protein of 1707 amino acids. The record is from RefSeq and is a predicted model, not a curated record. The transcript has 12 exons.
AUCAGUAGAGACACGAAGUUUAUGUUAGCCACUUGUGGCCAUCUACGGAUACAUUUAAAAAGUAUCCUGGUGUCCUUGUCCUUUUAAUUUCUCCAAGUGUGACCGUAAACUCUGUGCCUUUUGUGGAAAAAUUGGUUUUCUAGAAAUAUUGUGCUGUUUUCUAAGGGCUUUUAAAAAAACGAGUUUCUCUGAUAUAUGCUAAACGAUGGAGGCAGUGAGAUUUAAAGGGAUCGAUUUGUCAACAAGUCGAUGAAAGUGCGCGCACCCAACACUCUCGAUCAAAAUUAUUUUUCAUUUAAUAUCUAUUGGAGAUACUCCUAUUCGCACAUGGUACAGUCAAUUUCACGAAAAGUAACGAUAACUUGUUACUCGUUAUAAUGGCAGUGAGGUAGUUUUGAUCGUUUGCUCAGGGCUUCUGUGAACUUUGAGCAUAUUUUUGUGGGAUUGAAAAUGUAAAGGAAACAAUAGUAAUGAAGCCACAGAAAAAGGCGAUGGUUGCCCGGAAGGCAACCAAAAUACCAACAAUUGCGAAAAAACGUCGUUCGUUCUUAGAGAAAGUUAUUACAGACGCGAAGAAGGAAAAGAAACCCAAGAAGCUAGAGAUGUUGGAAGAUACAAAGAGGAAGAUAGAAAACGAUAAGAAAAGACCAGAAAAGUGCGAGGAAAGGAAAAAAAUAGAGGAGAAGAAAAAGAUUGAAGAGAAACGGAAAGAAAAAUCUGAGAAGAUGGAUGAAAAGAAAAAAUGUGAGAAUGAUGUGGAAGAUCAAACUCGUCUCUCGAAUAUUGUAGAAGAGAACGAUGUACAUGAAGAGAAAAUAGAUAUACUCUGUUCCAUCGACAAGAAGAAAUGCAAAGACGAGAAGAAGAAGGAUGUGAAGUUGAUCAAGCCAGACAUCAAAGAGCACGUGAAGAUUUCUGUGAUAAAAGAGAAGAAAGCAGAAUGUAAAAAGUUUCUCGAGAAAGGUACAAUAAAUAGCAAAGGUUCCCUAACGCGAACCAAGAAGAAUUCUAAAACGACAUCGAUACAGAAGAAAGGUAUCUCUAGGAAGACCGUCUUAGCGAAAAAGUCACAUUUAUCGGUAGUGAAGAAUUUGGUGGAGAAGAAUGUCAAGCAAAACAAGUUGAUAAAAGACGAGGAAGCACCGAUAAGCGACGAGGACGAAGCAAUGAAGAAGGCGAAGAAGAAGAAUAUUAAUAUUUCUAAAAGUAAAGUCAUGCAGGAGAAGAAACCAAAGUUAAGAAAGCAUAUGAAAGCUAAGUUGCCUUCGAAGAAUAGUAAAAUAAGUACAUUAAAGAAGGAUGAUAAAAUUAAAACAUUGGUAGAGAAGGUUAUACCUAAGAAGAAAGUUGAUUCAAAGGAAAUGGAAAAGUCAUCAAACGAACUGAAGAAGAUUACGAGUAAGGAUGAAUUGAAUUUGGAAGCUGAAGCAAAUAAUGUAAAAAGUGAGGUAGAGGAAGAUAAAGAUAUUGAUAAAAGUAAUAAAGAAGAAUUAUCACAAACAAAAUCCCAGGACAUUAAAAAGUCUGUCAAAAGUAGUUCAAAGAUUGGCAAAAGAAUAAUAAAGAAGAAGACUGUAAAAGUACAAAUGGAGAGCACUAAUCAAAUACUUUCUUCCUCGGAAGAAACGUCUGCGGUUGAAUCUGGUAAACAGAUAAAAGCCUGCGAAGUCAGUCCAGACGACAGCGUUUCCUCUAAAAACGAAGAAGUUGAUAGUGAAAAUGUAGCAGAAGCAAAUUUUAAGGAUGAAGUUAACGACGAUAACUCUGGUGACAAUACUUUGUCAUCUAAUUCAGAAAAUGAAAGUGAUGAUGAAACAAAAAAGAAUAAACAGAAGGAAAUUAAGAGAAAGGAGAGAGACUGUUCUCCAUCUGACGAACGUGUUCGACGAAUGAGGUUGUUUGGUUUCUGGAGUGGACCUAAAAGACACAGGGUUGCUUCUUUAAAUGCAUUGGCCAAGGUUCAUUGCUUGUAUGAGAACGAAACAGGUGGUGCGUACCUUGGAGGUUUCUGUAAACCGAAACCAGAGAAGGAGAAACAGAAGAAAGCUAAGGAUGAGAAGGAAGAACAUGGUAAAAAAGAAAAGGAGAAAAAGAUUGAGACUAAAGGUGAAGAAAGUAUCCCGAAAAGGAAACUCAGGAAUGUGCCAGGGUUACGUGGGAAACAUUGGGAUAUAUUGGAGAGUUCUUCAUCUUCUUCUUCUUCAGACGAUGACUGUGAACGUGAGAAGAGUAUGGAAUAUAACAAAAAGAAAAUAAUUAAACGAAGAAAGAAGAACGAAGAAGUGAUGGACUUGAAAGACAUGGUGGUUUGCAAAAGAAUGGCGAGUCUCAACGCUACAGCGAUUCUAGCUGCUUCCUACUCGGAUGAAAAGAAUCGCUGCAGCAGCAGUUCUGAUUCCUCCAGCGAAUCAGAAGUGGAGAUCAUUAAGAAGCGAAAACAAAUUGAUUCAGAUAUCGAGAAACGUAAAACGAGGCAAAACUCGGAGCAGGAUGAUGUCUUGACACCAUCCAACAAGCUUGUUAUCGUGAAUCAGGAUACAGAUGUUACUAUCACUGGUGUUUAUGUUAAUCAAACUCGAUCCACUCACCAUGAAGGGUUCUGUAGCAUUGCUGGCAUGCAGUACAGAAUAAGUUCGACCAGUCAUACUCAAACUGCAGCUACAGCUGUUGCUACUGAGCUCCAUGAUCAGCAAAAGUUGGAGCAACCCUGCAAGUCUUACACACCAUUAGGCGCGCUAUCCUCGAUGCAACCACCUGGCAGCCAAGGUAAUCAUCCAAACAUGUCGCCUCGAAGGCAUUCUGCGUUCUCAGCUCCACAUCAACAUGGGUAUUAUCAGCCGGCUGGACCACUGAUACAACACCCACCAACCUUGCCACCUAUCAAAGGGCCUCCACCAGAACCAACUCCGACACCUCCUCAAAAUUCUGAAGGCUCGGAUGAUUUAGUUGCAACUUCUACAACCUCUGGAGGAACUAGCAGUACAGGAGGCGGAUUUUAUAGGGCAUAUUGUCCUCAAUAUUAUGGUACACCGCCGCAAUAUCCAGAUUUGUGUUAUCCUCCAGCAUACUCUCAUCCACAUGCUCACCCACCGCCUUACUAUAAAUAUGCACCAACAUAUAGAAGGUAUGCUUUCAGACAAUAUUAUGGAUACCAAGAGUCUAGCGGAGGUGGCGGUCCUGGUAGCGCCACCGCAGGUCCAGCAGUCGUCGACUAUCAACCACCUCCGCCACCACCCGGUGAAUAUCCCUUGCCUCCCUAUUACGGUGGAUAUCCUCCGCCACCACCACCACCCCCACCUCCACCUAAUCCAGCAUAUUUGCAUUCUCAAGGAAGACCUUUCGUAGAUCAUGCAGCCUUCCAGGGUUGCCCAUGCCCGAUGCAAUCUUGUCCAAAAAACGUGGAUACUGGGCCCCUUAUUGGUAAUGGUAAGGGAGCGCCAGUGGUAUCGGGGCCCGGUCUGUCAUUGCCGCCCAGUGCUUUGGUAGGUCCGCCCUCGCCGGCGAGGGGGCUAGCCGGGCUAGCGCCGCCUCACGGUGCCAAUGCCUGGGAUACGGAUCGCGUCCAACUUAACACUCAUCGCAACCUGAAUCAGAACCAACCCUCGGUCCCUCCGUCUCAUAAUCUAGUCGGUGGACAUAACCGCCCUCAAAAUUCGGAUUGCAAGGAUAAGGACGAAAAAGAUUCUGCGGAAGAUAAGUUAGGAAAGUGUGGGUGUCAGAAACGUGCCUGCUCGUCGACCUGUGAAGUUAAAAUGGAAACACUCUCGCCCACCGAAAAGCUAGCUGUGGCGACGUGUCCAGGCAACAAGUUUCACAGCUUUAAGCUGGAGAAUAAUAACGUGAAGUGCGAAUCCUGUAGUGUGGAAAUGCGCGACAACUUGUCCUGUGUUGCUAAUUGUAAUGUUAAGUGUGAAUCGGAUUACAAGUGUGACAUAAUGAAAUGUGAACAAUGUAUGAAAGAGGACCAGAUGAGCAUUCUAGAAAUUGACAAGGACUCUGGUAUAUUGCUCGAUGACAAACUAGAUGCGGACCCUGACGUUAAGGAAGAAUUAAACGACGUGGUCGUGAUCGAUAACGAGAAUUGGAAGAAGCCAGAUUACGAGCCGACUGUCCAGGAAACCAUCGAGGAGACCACAGAUAAAGAAAGCGUACAAAGAGCAGAAGAGGACUACCCUAAAUGUCAGAAAGUAUCUAAAAGGAAGUUGUCCUUGGACAGUUUGUCAGACAGUAGGAAGAAACGCAAAGUAAGUAAGAGGACUCUUUCCGUUGGUUCUUCGCAAGAUUUGAAUAACAUUGAUUGUUCGACGAAGCUUACCAUACCAAUUUUAUCUCUCAUUAAAAAAAUCGAUGGUAACAACGAUUCCUGUGUUUCUAAGAAAAAGCAACCUAGGAAAGAGGGUCAGAACCAGAAACGUAAGGUAGAGAACUCGAGUUGCUGCGAGAAUCCGAUGAAAAAGCCCAAGACUUCCAAGCAGAGCACGAGUAAUAGUAUUCCGAGUUGCUUCAAGCACGCAGCCAGCGAUACCUCCAUCAUGGAGACUAUCGAUAAUGUCAUACAGCAGAGCUUGCAGAUGACACAGAAGAAAGAUCGUAAGAAUAAAGGGAAUGAUAAGUCGGAGAAGGCGAAGAAGGAAGCGAAUUUGUUGUCAGCUGUGAGAAAGAUAACUAAGAAGGUUGAUUUGACAACGGAGAAGCUGUUGAAGGCGACUGGUAAGAGUGCCCAGUCUAAAAGUAAAGUAGACUCGCGAAAGUUGAAGGCAAAUGAGAAAAAUAGAUCUAAAGGGAAAGGGAAAUCCAAGGGCCUGGAGACGAAGGUGAAGGAUAACAGUAAAAAACAUGAUAGUACAAUUAAAAUAAAGGGGAAGGACGUUGUCGAAAUCGCCAAGAAGCCAGCGUUGAUCAAGAAGAAACGGAAGAGUACGAAGAAAGUGUACGUAAAGAAGUCUGCCUCCAAAGUGGAAGAGUGUACAGUUGGAAGUGAGAAUUUAAUACUGACUAGAAAAACAUUUCUAAAGCCCAAGUGGAGUAACGGAUGGAGCUGGGAGGGCGACCCGUUUGAAACCAAAGUUUAUUUAACGAACGAAGAAUCGGCUAUACGUCGAUGCUACGCGAGUAUGAAACACGAAAGUGGCGACGUUCUGAGACCCCGUGACUGCGUUUUACUAAAGAGCGGUCCACGAAAAGCUGAUUUGCCAUACGUAGCGAAAAUUGCCGCGUUAUGGGAGAAUCCAGAUGACGGUGAAAUGAUGUUUUCCUUGUUGUGGUACUAUAGACCAGAGCAUACAGAGCAAGGUAGAACUCAGUACGAUACCGAAGACGAGGUGUUCGCUUCACGGCAUCGGGAUGCGAACAGUGUUGCUUGUAUAGAAGAUAAAUGUUAUAUUUUGACAUUCAAUGAAUACUGUCGGUACCGUAAAAAUUUGCGGCGAAUCGAGGAAGGAUUAGAGAGUCCCGGUUUGAUAGUUCCACCGGGCGAUCAGAUCUAUCCACGCGAAAAUCGACAGCCCCCGAUACCGGUGUCCUCGGACAUGGUUCUAUUUUGUCGGCGCGUUUACGAUUACCGUGGCAAAAAACUUGUUAAGAAUCCUGGAUGACUCGAUUUUUUAUAAAACGCUUUGAACAGGAACCAAUGGAAUGCACAAAGUAUGCAGUAUAAAUUGAAACUGGACGUAGGUCUCCCUUCAAGCGUAAUUGCACGUUAAUCAAUUUAUUUUUAUUUUCAAAAGUCCAUCUUCGUACGUUAUACGUAUAUAUAUAUAUAUAUAUAGAAACUUUUUGAUAGACUUAGAUUUACUUUUGUUACGGUAAAAGGAUUCUACCGGAGGUAUAGAUUUUUUUAGUUGUGUUUUAAUGAAUUACUUAUUUUACUAAGUGGUUUACGUCACUUUAAUCAUUUUUUUUGGGUGGAAAAUGUACUCCAUAUUUAAGGGGACGAGAAAGCACCAGAUUCGUAGGACAUGGUAACGCAGGAAAAAUGAAUUUCACCUUUGCUAAAAGAGAGAGAACUGUACUGUAACCGUGAAACAACUGUGCAAGCUUGUUCGCCCUUUUUCUACGUUUCUAAUUUGCGGUGGAAAUUUUAAUCGUUUAAUCAAAUCCAACGAUGAACGAAAUAAUGAAAUUCGUGGAUGGAACGUAGAUCGAGAAGCAUCGACGAAAAGAAACCACAGGAUCACGUUUUUAGAGAGAUAAUAGAAUUUGACAAUUUUAUAUAGAGAAUGAUAUUUUUUGUGAGAUAGUAUUUAUAACACUUGAACGAGUAUUUUUCACAUUGGGGAUACAAAUACGUGUGUGGUGUGUAUCUCGGCGGCCUCCUUGGAGGGGACCUUCGAACAGUUUCAAGGUAGAAAUCAAACGCCUGGGGUACUUGACCAUUUAGCGAAAAUAGUAAUGUAUGCGAUGAGUUCUUCUAUUUGGACAACGCAACAAGCGAAACCGUUGUUCUUUCGCGUUUCGCGACGAUCUUCGCGAAGCCCAUGCGCAUGCAUUAUUUUAAUACACGCGUAACUAACGUAAGUUUCAGUUUUUAAUCGGCGACCGUUGAUGGCGACGCGUCGCGAAACGGAAUUGAUUGGAUUGAAAUUAAGCUUCGCGUACUCGAACAGUUACACAAGACUAACGGAGUUGAAGAAAUUCUAAUUGUAAUUCCAAUUCGGAUUUAUCCAAACUGCCAUAUCACGGAACGUAUUCGAUUGUUUAUUUUUUUGGGGGGGGAAUUUGUUAAUAUUUAAGUUGAUCAUACGCUUCUUAGCAGAGUCACUUACAGAGUACGUUAUCGAGUCAUUGAAAACUAUUUAGAACGAUUAUUGAGUGGAGAAAUUAAUUCUGAGCCUUUGUAUUUGUACAUUUAUAACUUUAGUUUGAGUAGAAAUGUUUACGAGUCACUUUAUUAUUGUGUUUUAACACUAAACCUACUGAGGUUUCAUUUGUACCUAUUUGUACAGUGAUUAGACGAAUGACUGGUCUUAAAGACACUUUUUUCAAUGAAAUGCAAAAUUCGUACCAAAUUUAUGAAUGCAUGAAACAAUUGUAUAUAAUUUAUAUAUUGCAUACAAGAACAGUAUGUCAAUGUUUAAAAAUGGUCAUUUGACCUGUCGUGGCUAGGUUUAGUGUUAAAUUACCAAUCUUCCAGGUUCUCAACCUGGUCUCCAUUGUAAUGAUUCUAUGUAUACACAUGUAACCUAAGUCCUAAUGCCCACUACAAUUCAUCUACAUACAUAUACAUUAUUAUUAUUCUAACAGAAUGUGUGCUUGAUAACUACAGUAACUGUAGAAGAAUAGCAAUAAGCACAGUUUGUAUAGAUGCAUUAGCAAUGACCAUCAGGUUGAGACUCAGGUUAUGUGUACUGAUGUGUAUGCAUACAUUGUAACAGAGAUCAGGUUGAGGAUUUAGAGGGUUCCUGCUUUAAUGUACCUACCAAAAUGGCGAGUGAAUAGAUCUGUUUAAACUAGACUUAUAAAUAAUUAAACAUAAAGCCACAGUAUUCAUGUGGUACACCUAAUUAUUUAUUAUUUACUAUUCGUUUGCCGCGUCGAAUGGAACUGUCGAUUUUUUCCAUUUAAGGAAACAAUGAAAUCUUACCAUUCUUUUGAGUGGGAAUCGCAAAACCUUUGAUUUUUACUAAUCAAUUUACGUCGUAGCCCGUCACACGUUGUACAAUAUAUUUUAACGAACAUUUAUCGCUUUAUUUUACUUGGCGAGAAAUCACAAUCUCUAUUCUAUUAGGGAGGAAAAAAAAGUGGUUGUAUGAUAAUAUCCCUUAUAUCUUCGUUAUUUCGAGUCACAUGUUAUUCAUUAGCGCAUAGUUAAUGUAUCGCAUCGUAGUAUGCCAAAAAAAAAGAGAAAAAAAAAAGAAACGUAUUCGCGAAUUACGAGAAACUUUACGUUAGCCGAUAGUAUAAUUAUAUUACACAAGAGUUUAUAAUAAUGAGUAGAAGACCUUAGGAUGUAAUUAUUUUUACUGAAAUUCCAAAUAAGAUAAAACGUCGACGUAUAUUUUUGAUUAUUUGUUGAGUGGCGGGUGUUUUGUUAGAAAUUAUAUUAUUUAAAAUUAAUAUAUUGACGAUACGAUUAUUAUUUAAUAUCUAAUAUAUUGGAUAUAGAGACUAAGUUAUUUCCGAUAGAACGAAAAUAUUGUAUGUAGUAUAAUUAGGGGGGAGAGGGGGAGAGCGCCCGUGAUUGUUCCUGUCUGUGUAUGCGUGUGUGCGAUGCGAAAAAUAAUCUAGUGGCGACGCAUUGAAAAAACAAACACGAUUGAAACUAUUAUACGACGGGGAAUACGUUUGAGGGAUAAACCUGUUAUACCAAAACAUAUUUUUUUUUCUUCGUUUUUUCAAAUUGCUUUCUUGGCGAUUUAAUAUAUUUCUAUGUAUUUAUUAAUUUAUCUGUAACGAUCAAUUAACAUACGAACGAUGCAUGCCGUAUGAACUCGUGUUAGUAUUACGAAUAUUGUUCCACGUGCGUAUGUGGUCGAUGAAAACGUGCGAGCGUCCUCGUGCGCCGUAUAUGCUGGAAGUAAGAAAAUCAGUAAUCAGUGUUAUCAGUAGACUGUGGAUCUUUAUGUAAAGUAAAAUGUUUGCAAAGGUACAGCUACAAUAAUUGAACUUAAAUCGGGAGUUUACUUUGGAAAUAUUAUAAUAUGAAUUUUACUUUUAAUGCUUUUUUGUGUUAUUGUAUACUGGGUGCAUUUUGUAGUUUCUUAAACAUUCAAGUUUUCUAGAAAUGCAUGAAGAUUCGCAGACUAGCUAUAUCGGUGAUAAUCGAGCCUAAAUAGAGAACGAUCGCAGGAACGUUGAGAAACCGCGGCGCAUGUAGAUGCAGCACACCAUUCUUGCGGUCUUUUACAAGUGGUUUUCUUAUACUCGAUGCGAUUAUGGCGAAUCAAGGCUUUUCUGAUCUUCUUCCCUUUUAUCUUUGUGGUCUAAUGUUUAAUUUUUUGGGGGCUAGGUGGCUGACACACUGGUCCACUUUUACUUUUUAACCUAGCUGGGAAAAAUUGUAAUUAUAUACAUAUAGUUGAAUAGUUUAAGAUUUUGUUUAUAGGUUGGCAUUCAGUUGGAAAUUCCUAGGUAGGAAUAAUAAGUCUGAAUGAAGGCGUAUAUUUGUGAAUUUUUUGGGGAUUAAUGGAAAAUUUUAUCGUGACGAGUUUCAUGGUAUUGGAAAGAAGGGCCUUUAGUGGAUGUAUUGCAAUUUUUGUGUUUAAAAAUAUCUUCAAUUUGCAGACCUAAGAGUGGGACGUACACUGUAGAAGAAACCUUAAGAAAAAACAACAUACAGCAUAAAAGAUCUUUUGGAUGACAAUGUAAAGGAUAAGGAGUCAAUUCAAUUUGAAUUACUGCAUUAUUAACGAACUACAAGUCUAUUUCUGAUUCGGUCUAAUUUAGAUUUAUAACUAAGGUUAAAUAUCUCAGAAAGAAAUAAAAAAGGAAGGAAGAUUAGAGAAACCUUUGGUUCACCCUAAAAACCAAGAUUUCCAGAUGUAACUGUGUCCUUUGGAUAAGAUACUCCGAUGUUCUGGGAGCUUGACUUCUGUAAUUCUCUAGCUAACUUCUUCAAGGGUCAAAUAGCAAACUGAAAUAUCAGCGCAGACUUAACCCAGGCCUGAUACUAUCUUAAUCCAGAUCUAUAUCUGAUUUUUAAUAAUUAUUCUUGCAAACAGGUGAUGUGAAUGUAUUUUGGUAAUUGAUGGGUAAGUGAUCUAAUUCAGAAAGGGACUUUAUGGGAUAAAAUGAAAUGAAAUGAAAAUUCAUCAGUUCUGAACUUGAUUUUUAGUAAUUGUACUUACAAAUAGGGGUAUGGUUAGGUAUUUUUGCACAUUGGGUAGGCGAUGUAACCCAGACCUAAGCCAGUAGGUAGGAGAUCUAGCCCAGCAUAUAGCCUAACUAUACCUAACCCAGUUGAUAGGUUCAAGGUUGUUCAGGGCUAGAGACCUGGUUAGAUGGUUACGUUGAAUGUUAGAUCAGAAUUAAGUCAUGUUAGGCGUGGGUUAGGCCUAACCCAGUAAAUAGGUUCGAGGUUGAUCUGGACUAGACCAGGCUUCGUGGUUAUGUUUUGUAUGUUGGGUCUGCAUUAAGUUAUGUUAGGUGGUCUAGGUUUAAGUUAAUGUAGAAUUAUCUGUGUUAGGUCUAUACUUUGAUAUAUCAGUGGGUCAUUUAAUCUCUGAAGAAGUUAACUAAAGUUACCUAAAGGUAACAGGUUUCACCUGGAAUACUCGGUUAGAGUGUUAACAGGUUGAGUGCCAAGUCUUAUUUAGUAGUUUUGCCUCGUCUACUGAAACUAAACUUCAGUUUUGAUAAAAGGAACAAUUUACGUUAUCCAAAAUUUUCACUUAAAUUAUGCGAAUGGACAUACAUUUGAAUUUAAUAAUAUCCUUCUAUUUUCAUAGCAUUAGUAUUAGGUAUAUAAUAUUUAUUUCAUCUAUUAAAAUCGGUUUCGAAUUAUUAUUUGUAUAACAUUUCAUAAUUCAUGUAAUGAUGGGAGCAUUAAAUGUUAUCUCAAUAAUAGGGAACAAAGUACAAUAGAAUCCCGAUUAUCCGAAUUAAUUGGUGGACAUAGAUUCCAUCUGUUCGUAUAAGCGAAUUUUUGGAUAAUAGAAUAUUUUUUUGUUAAUCUUCAUAUACUAUUUAUUUUAAAUAUGACAUAAGUCACUUUGCUUUUAAAUUAAGAUAUGUAUAAUGAUUAAAUCGUAAUUAUGACUUAUGCAACUUUUAAAAUAAAAGGCUCGUAUGUUUUUCAAAACGUAGAAUAUAAAUAUUGAUAAUAGAAAUCAUAAAUACUAAACUUAAAUAUAAUUUGGUUACAAUUUAAAGGAUUCCAAAUCUAUUUAGCUGCUAAAUCACAUAAUUUUAACAGAUUUCAUUCCAUAUACUCCAGUUACAUUUUUGUUACGCCUCGUACCGUAACUCCAUUUAUAAAUUUUCAAAUGUUAUAUCCUUUAUCGUGUAUGGAUCGUCUAAGUUUAAAAUGUUUUAAAUAAUGUAUUGUACGAUGGAGAGUUCGACAUAACAGAGGAUUCUAAUGGAGAAUUCGAGUAGUCAGUGUUUGGAUAAUCGAGGUUCUACUAUAUCGGUUGUCAUGGGGAAAAGUUGAUUAAUAAGCUGAUGGUUGGUAAAAUGUUAAUAUAGUACUGCAGGAAAUCUGAUAAUUCAUUACAAUACUUUACGUCUUUUGCUAUUGUAACAGAUACACUAGAAACUAGAAACAAGUUCUAUGCGAUUAACUGAAUAAUUGUUACUUGAAUAUAACUAAAUUCGAGGCUAGACUCAGAGUGGACCCAAAUCGCUGUGUUUAAUAGGCUAUCAAUCUACAUAAAGUAUUAAUAUGGUACAGCGUGAAAUCUAAUGAUUCAUUACAAUAGUUUACGUCUUUCGCCAUUCUAACAGAUACACAAGAACCUAAAAACAAGUUCUAUGCGAUUGACUGGAUAAUUGUUAGUUAAAAAUGACGAAAUUCAAGGCUAGACUCAGAGUGGAACCAAGUUGCUGUGGGCUACUAUGACAUAGAGUCUCUACUAUAAAAGUAUAGUAGCGUACACCAUUGUCCACCAUGGUAUUCAACCUGUUAACUAUGGAAAAACCGGGCCACGAGAGCCCUGAAGUAUCUUAAGUAGUUUUGUAUUCGUUUUUAUCGCAUAAGUGGGCGCGCGUCUCGUAUGCGACUCCGAUGCGCCGAUGCAUUUUAUCAAGACAAAAGAAAUUGUUGAAGGGCCGAACUGCUCGACGUGUAGAUACCGUGUAAUUCGCAUUUGCGUGUAAUUCUAAGCGUGGUUCUCUGCGACGCGUCCUCAGCAAGAAGGAAAAGAGACAAAUUCCGAAAUACACAUUAACGAUGGUAAAUAUGGGAACAUUGCACAAAGAAGAUGAAGAAGAAAAUGGAGAAAAAAAAAACAUUGCAUAUCCUCUGUUCAUCGUACGUAGCCGACGAGCUCUCAUCGAGUGUGAAAUUGAAAAGGUUCGAGGCUGCAGGCACACUAUUCGUGCGUGCGUGGCUCCCACUGGCCAUCAAUAAAAAUAAAAUUUCCAGGUCGCGAACCGAUUAACCCAAUGGACUUUCAUUGCGCGAGGCUAGUUGAAUUUUACCAGCGACCCUUCGCGCAGAUUCUUGCGCUCGCGCGACCCAGAACAGAAAUGCUCGACCGUCUGGUGGUGAUGAUGAUUGCCUUCGUUAUUUUAAGCUUUUUGUCAAUCCGUAUUCCGUGAACGUGUAUGCCUCUUAUGUUUUUCGAUAUCGUCUCGCCUUUCGUUUCACUUUUGGGUAACUGUUAUUGUCUAACAAGAAAACAAUAAGAGGAGGGAAGAUUUCCAAGCGUAACGUUGAACUUUUAAGUAGCUUUUGUGCAAAAUUGUUAUUAAUGAGGAACUGAAGCUAAUACUACGUAAUUAAUAGGAUAGAGAGUUUAUAGUUUAUAAGUGACUGUGGAUCUUUAUGCUAAAUGAAAUCUUUACAAAUGCAUCUACAAAGAUUGAACCUAACACUGAUACAUCUACAGACCUGUUCAUUUGUAACUAUUUUUACCAUGAUUAGGACAAAGGACUAGUUUUAAAAGGACAGGGAUUAAAGGAUUGAACAAUUAAUUCUGAAGAUUAGAUGUUAAAGAAAACAAGUCUGGAUUGGAUUAGUGAAUUUUGAUAGUGUUGACAAAAUGAAUACUAUCACAUAUUGUUAGAUGAUACAGAUUCCAAUUUUGUAAAAACAAAAUUUAACGAACAAAAUGUAAUGAAGAGAUUGAAUAAUGAAUGAAACAAUUCUAUACAAUUCAUAUAUUGCAUAGAAGAACUGUAUACAAAAGUUUGAAAACGGUCAUUUAGGUCGUGGUACUUUACUUCCAAUGUCUUUUUUUACAUUCUUGCAUAUUACAGAUUUUUGCACAUUUAAAUUUCUUUGCAAACGUACCUAUAAAAAUUGAACCAAACUAUGAAUUUAUUAAUAUGAUUCAUAUUAUAUUCAUAUUAUUAAUAUGAACUUUACUUUCAAUAUUCUUUUAUAUUAUUGUAUCUUAUUUGCGUUUUGUAGUUUCUUGCACAUUCAAUUUUUUUUAUAAUUAUAUAAAAAUCCACAGUCUAUAAGAUAUACAAGAUUGAAACAAUGACAAUGCUUUAUGAAAAGAAAUAUAGCUAGUAAUUCCAAAAGGAAUUUUGGCUAGUAAAGUGUUAGUCUUGUACAUAAUAUAAGCUUCUUUUUGUCGUGGCUUCGAUACUUGAUUGAAACAGAAUUUUACAGAAUAUUUUUGUUUGCUCUUUUAAUUUGUUUUAAAUAUACAUAUGUUAAGUACGAGUUAUUUAUAAAUAACUUGAAAGUAAUUCAUCAAUGAUCAUUGUCAAUUCAAGUUCCAAUUUACUUAUUAUUAUUACUAUUAUUAAUAGUAUUAGCUUUAGUUCUUUAUUAUCUACCACUGUGCAGAAGGUAAUUAACACGUCGAUUACCACGUGAAUAUUUGUGAACAUUUUUAUGAGGAUAAAAUUUUCGUAAAAUAUCAAAACAAUUGAAACCUAGAUAGUCUAACGUUUGUCGUAGCAUUUAUUGUUACAACUACGCCAAAAUUCAUGAAUAAUUCAGAAUACAAUUUUGUAUGUAUAAUUCAGAUUUAUUAUCUUCAAAAUUAUGUUAUUUAGUUUCAUAGGGGUAAAAUUUUGUCUCGAGACCAUUAGAAACCAUAGAAUCUAACAUUUGUUUUAUAUUACUUAAUUUUGUAUUCUCAUCAAGAUUCACCAAUUCCAUCCAGAUUCGUUUUUGGUAAAACUUAGGGCAUUGCAUCAAUUGUUGAAGCAGGUGGGCUUCAACGUUUUGAGAAGUCAACGUCACGUUUGGAGUCCUCUUUUGUAAUCCUUGAGUUAAUACUAGGUUUACUGGAGAUUUCUCGUCAAAUUUCGACUACUGAAGUAUUACUAAAGUGUUACUGAAAUAAUGGUUUAAUAAAUGAAGUCGAUUUACUAAAAUUAAUUAGAAGGUUUGAAGAAAAAUGAAUUUGAAUACACAUUUGUCAUUAUGUACAGAUAAAAGACAGUAUUAAGUAGUAAUGCUGAAGUAAUCCUUUAAUAAGUGAAGUGGAUUUACUAAAAUCAAUUAGGAGGCUCAGACAAAAAUAAAUUUGAAUACAUGCUUGUCUUUUUAUACAGAUAAAAGUCAGUAUUACUGAAGUAAUGCUUUAAUGAAUGAAGUCGAUUUACCAAAAUUAAUUAGGAGGUUCGAAGAAAAAUGAAUUUGGAUACAUGCUUGUUUCUUUAUACAAAUAAAAGCUAACGUGAGUGACUACAGAAAACUAUAAACAGUUUCUGUAGAACCUUAUGAGAUUUAGAAUGAGUGAAAAUGAUAACUAAAUCUAGUAAACCUAGUGUUAAACAAACGUAACAAACAAUGUAAGCGCGUGACAUUUCCCGAUUCGGUAACAUCCAAGGAUUCUUACCGUCUAUCCUAUAUUUUAUACCUUUAAUCGCACACUAUUGACAAUUUUUUUGUGCAGAUCGACAUCGAUGGUCUUCUUUUAUUCCCAGUAUUCUCAUUUAUACUUGUAUUUAAUAUUUAUCGAUAACACUUUGACGCAUAUAUUCGUGGCAUACGCGGAAAAAAAAAAUAUAUAUAUAUAUAUAUAAAUAAUAAUAAUUUUAAUAAUUUCAAUUGAUUCGUGUACAUAACGGUAAAAAAAAUCGAAAUGGAAUAUUAUUUAACACCGUACUAAAUAAUCCGACACGAUCCACUUCGAGGAAAUUUUAACGGACGGAUAGAAAAUAUAUUUAAAAGAAAGGAAACAAUUGUUGUACGGAUUAUUUUUUACGUCGCUUAAAUUUUAUUCGGCUUUGCACGUCGCCAAACGCGAUUUUUAGUUCGACCUGCGAACGACAUUUUACAUUUAUACAGGGUGUUUCAUGAGUUGUAAAUUAGUCGUCUAUAGAAAAAUGCAGUGCGUAACCCGUAAGAUUAUAUUUUAACAUUAUUUCAUGUCAAACGUAUUAUAAAUUGCUGCGGAAAUCGUUCGUCACUUUGGUACGUCAAUAUCUGUUCAGCUAUGGAAAAAUUUGUCACAAAUACAUAUUUUGUGAUUACACGA